UAGAUGGCAGUCGUACACUUUUCGCGUGGAAUUGCACAAUAGCAAAGCUCCCCCUGUGGCAAAAGAGCUAACCUGCUCAGCUGUGCGAUAACAUCACACAGAGGAGGAAGCAUUACAGCAAAGCGCGAUGGGUGUCCAAGUCAAAGUCGAGUACUGUGGCGGAUGAGGCUACGAGCCCCGCUAUCAGGAGCUCCAGCGGUUGGUCACUGCAGAGUUUCCUGAGGCGGAGGUGUCUGGCUGGGUGGGGAGGCAAGGAAGCUUUGAAAUUGAGAUUAAUGGGCAGCUGAUCUUUUCCAAAAUGGAAACCAGUGGCUUUCCAUAUGAAGAAGAUGUGAUGGAUGUGAUACAGAAAGCCAGUGAAGGCAAGCCGGUAGAGAAGAUCACCAAGAGCCGGCCGCCGUGUGUUAUCUUGUAACGGUGUUGCCCUCUCUGACUCUUAACCUAUGCUUCCUGACCAUGACCGUAUCUCUCCUCAGAGCCCUCUUCUCUUAAGUAAGCAAAGCAUAAAUCCUGGGAAACACUGUCACCAUUUUUCCUCUGUAACCAUACAUGUACAUCUUGGAAGAACGUCCGUUGUCUGUUUUACAAGGUUGAGUUUCUUGGAGAGAUGCGUUUAUGGGCCCACAGGUGAGUCCUCUCUCAUGGCUGCUCCUGUAAGGUGGGGUUUGGACAUUAAUGAUUACUGUAGCUCAAAGGUCAAAGGUUACAGUAUGAAGAGACCAGUCCAGACACACCUGUUGCAGGGACAGAGUGAUCGAGGAGACCUGGGGGUGUUGCCAUAGAUGUUGGGGGUCAUGAUCAUUUUCCAAAAGCCAGUUUGCCUAGUCCAAGUAUGCCAUUUGUUAUUCAUAUUUUUUAUGUAACGUUAUUUGAUUACAUUUUUCUUUCAUAAAAAACGUGCUGCUGUUAAAAGUCUUGUCAUAUUGAUGUCUGGUAUGUAAGGGAUGACAAAAUUGUUUGCUUUAUUUAGUUUUUUUUAACAGCAAGUGCAAAAACAAUUACGCACAAAUAGCAAAUGGCUAAUAACACCAAUGUGAUGUGAAGAAUAAACCUGUUGGCUUAAA
Molecule: messenger RNA, 1064 nt
Organism: Clupea harengus (Atlantic herring)
Lineage: Eukaryota; Metazoa; Chordata; Actinopteri; Clupeiformes; Clupeidae
Product: migration and invasion enhancer 1
Biological process (GO): positive regulation of filopodium assembly; negative regulation of apoptotic process
Cellular component (GO): cytosol
Source: RefSeq, a predicted model, not a curated record